GCAGCACACAGAGUUGGGGAGGGGAGGCAUGAUGGAGCUAAGAUGGCAGACCGUCUGAGGGUGCAGCCGCUCGGGGGUCAAAGCAUUUCCGAUGGACGAAUGUCGAUAACCCCCCAAACAACGAACGCUCGUGAUAUUUUUGCCAUUUUCAAAGGAACGUUCUCGUAGGUUGAAGAAGAACCGCGAAGGAGGCGGGGGAGGACCUCGAUCGCCGAAUUAGCCCGGAUAACAAGCGCCGAUCUCGGAUCCAAUUUGUGCCAUUUUCCGCAACGUUAAAAAAAAAAAAGAACGCGCGGUGGAUUUUGACAAUAAUCGGACUGUAUCCGAUGGCAGGGCGUGAUCUAGCUGCUUUCUGUUUCGAGUGAUUCAUGCAUGCAUUGUGCUCCUGAACGAUGAUGUGUGCCGCUGCGGCAGCGGCCGCCGCCUGUGGGGGGAUUCUACCAUCCUCGUCGCCGUCGAUCGGGCUGGGAGUCCGGGUCAUUUACGGACUAGGAGCCGAUCUCUCCUCCAUUGGGCCGGGCAUGGGUUCCUGUCCGACACCCGGAGCCCAGUCUGACUGUCGGACUCGGUACCAGCUUUUACUCUCAGGAAGAGCCCUGGCGGAAAGAUACCGAAGGAUUUACACGACUGCCAUCAACGAUAAAGAGCAAGGAAUAAACCCUGGAAGGGGGAAAAAGGCAUUGAAUAAGAAGAAGCUGAAAAGACGACAAAAGGUGAAGUCCAAAGUCAAAUCGAGGACAAAGACUGAGAGUUUCGAUGGCGCCUUCUGCGUUCCUGACAUCAAGCUACACAGCAACCCGUCGGCGUUCAACGUCUACUGCAACGUGCGCCACUGCGUGCUGGAAUGGCAGCAGAGGGAGGCCUCGUUGGCGCUGGCAUCCAGGAGCUCGGUGCAGAGUGGCGACUCUGAUAGCGAGGAGGAGGAAGAAUACCGCGAGCCUGCCGUCAAGCUGCCAAAGAUCAUCGGUAUCGGCCUGUGUGGGGUCUUUGAGCUGAUCAAGGAGACGCGCUUCUCGCACCCCUCGCUGUGUCUGCGCAGUCUGCAGGCUUUGUUGGACAUGCUGCAGGGGCAACAGCCCGAGGGCUUCCAGACCGAGCCACCCGACGUGCUGGAGUCCCUUUUCCAGCUUCUGCUGGAGACCACGGUUCGAAGCACGGGCCCCAAUGACCCGACGGGACAGGCUAUCACAGCCCUGUCCUGCGCCUGCCUUUUCAGCCUGGUUGUUUCCUGGGGUGACACUGGCAAGAUUCUGCAGGCCGUCUCCGCUAUCCUCACCAACAAUGGCAGUCACGCUUGCCAGACCAUACAGGUGCCCACCAUAUUGAACGCCUUGCAGAGGAGCGUCCAGGCAGUUUUGGUAGGAAAGAUUCAGAUCCAGGACUGGUUUGGGAAUGGCAUCAAACGAGCCGCCUUGAUGAACAAAUGGGUGCUGAAAGGCGUGACCAUCGACGAAGACGAACGCUGCCUCCUGCAGACGGACGGUUCCUUCCUCUACUUGCUCUGCAAGGACGGACUGUACAAAGUUGGCUCGGGGUACAGCGGCACAGUCAGGGGUCAUGUUUACAACUCCACAUCCCGCAUUAGGAAUCGGACAGAGAAGAGAUCGUGGCUGGGCUUUGCACAGGGAUACUUGCUAUACAGAGACACAGGUAACCACAGUAUGUCAGCCAUCAAGAUCAGUCCCGAGACACUGGAGCCUGAGGGGGCUGUCACCAUGCCAGGUCAGCACUCAGAUGGACAGAACAUACUCUUCACGGACGGAGAGCACAUCAACCAAAUAGCAGCCUGCAAAGAUCAGGAUGGUUUUGUGGUGCGCAUCUACACAAUGAGCUCCGACCCCAGCCUGCAGCAGGAACUGCAGUUAAAACUGGCGAGGAAGUGUCUGCACGCCUGCGGCAUCUCCCUCUUCGACCUGGAGAAGGAUCUACACAUCAUCAGCACGGGCUUUGAUGAAGAGGCAGCUUUACUUGGAGCUGGCAGGGAAUUUGCACUGAUGAAAACUGCAUCUGGCAAGAUCUACUACACAGGAAAGUAUCAAAGCCUAGGAAUAAAGCAGGGAGGCCCUUCUGCUGGCAAAUGGGUGGAACUUCCUGUUACCAAAUCUCCAAAGAUCCUUCAGUUCUCCGUCGGUCACGACGGCUCCCACGCGUUAUUAGUUGCUGAAGAUGGAAGCGUCUUCUUCACCGGCUCUGCGAGCAAAGGAGAAGACGGCGAAUCCACUAAAAGCCGGCGACAGCCCAAACCCUACAAGCCUAAGAAAAUGAUUAAAUUAGAGACCAAGAUGGCCGUGUACACGGCGUGCAACAACGGCAGCAGCAGCAUCGUCACCAAGGACGGCGAGCUGUACAUGUUCGGAAAGGAUGCCAUUUACAGUGACAGCACUUGCCAAGUGACCGACCUGAAAGGCCACGUUGUGACCCAGGUUGCCAUGGGAAAGGCCCACACGUGCGUCUUGACCAAAAAUGGGGAGGUGUGGACCUUUGGCGUAAACAAUAAGGGCCAGUGUGGUCGAGACACAGGGGCCAUUAGCCAAGUGGGGAAAGCGUUCGGCGUGGAGAACAUGGCCACGGCCAUGGAUGAGGACCUGGAAGAUGAGCUGGAAGAGAAGGAAGAGAAAAGCAUGAUGUGUCAGCCUGGCAUGCACAAGUGGAAGCUGGACCAGUGCAUGGUUUGCACCGUAUGCGGCGACUGCACGGGUUACGGCGCCAGCUGUGUCAGCAGCGGGAGGCCUGAUAGAGUACCAGGCGGCAUCUGCGGCUGCGGCUCAGGAGAGUCCGGUUGUUCUGCUUGCGGAUGCUGCAAGGCUUGUGCUAGGGAGCUGGAUGGUCAGGAGGCUCGACAGAGAGGCAUCUUCGAUGCAGUCAAAGAGAUGAUCCCAUUGGACCUCCUUCUAGCUGUGCCUGUUCCCCCCCCUCCAGGAGUGAACAUCGAGGAGCACAUACAGAUCCGUCAGGAGGAGAAACGGCAAAGGAUCAACCGCCGACACAGGCUGGAGGAGGGACGAGGCCCCAUUGUUUACCCCGGUACCAUUUUAAUGAACCAGCGUGAGCAAGCCCUAGCCAGAAUAAGACCCCUUCAGGCACUAAGGCAUAAACCGGACAAGCACAAAGAUGGCAGUAGUGAGCGCGGUGAGAAAGAUGCCAGUAAAAUCACCACAUAUCCACCCGGUGCGGUCAGGUUUGACUGUGAGAUGCGGGCUGUGCAGGUCAGCUGCGGUUUUCAUCACUCGGUGGUGUUAAUGGAGAAUGGAGACGUCUACACAUUUGGCUACGGGCAACAUGGCCAACUUGGACACGGUGACGUAAACUCCAGGGGAUCUCCAACUCUUAUCCAGGCUCUCCCGGGUCCGAGUAUUCAAGUAACGGCAGGCAGCAACCACACCGUUGUUCUUCUAGUCGACGGGCAGGUCUUCACUUUCGGUAGUUUCUCGAAAGGACAACUCGGGCGACCUAUCCUCGACAUGCCGUACUGGAACGCCAAGCCGUCCCCCAUGCCCAACAUCGGCGCCAGAUACGGACGAAAAGCCACCUGGAUCGGCGCCAGCGGAGACCAGACGUUCCUGCGGAUUGACGAGGCGCUCAUCAACUCCCACGUGCUGGCCACUUCGGAGAUCUUUGCCAGCAAACACAUCAUCGGCUUGGUGCCGUCCUCCGUGUCCGAGCCGCCUCCGUUCAAAUGUUUACUCAUUAACAAAUUGGACGGAAGCUGCCGCACCUUCAAUGAUUCCGAGCAGGAGGACCUGCAGGGGUUUGGACUCUGCCUGGACCCGGUGUACGAUGUCAUAUGGAGGUUCUUACCAGCAUCAAGAGAGAUGUGGUGUUACAACGCAGUAAUAGCCGACGCCAGGAUGCCGUCUGCCACAGACUUACAGGCCCGCUGUGGCAUCCUGAGCCCUGAGCUCGCGCUGCCUGCGGGGUCACAUGCCACCACCACCCGCUCACAUGGCGCCUUACACAUUCUUGGCUGCCUGGACACCCUGGCGGCCAUGCAAGAAUUAAAGAUGGGCGUGACCAGCGCCGAGGAAGAGACGCAGGCAGUAAUGAAGGUCUACUCCAAGGAGGACUACAGCGUGGUGAACCGUUUCGAGAGUCACGGUGGCGGUUGGGGCUACUCGGCGCACUCUGUGGAGGCCAUUCGCUUUUGCGCUGACGCUGACAUCUUGCUGGGCGGGCUGGGCCUGUUCGGUGGGAGAGGAGAGUAUACUGCUAAAAUCAAGCUUUUUGAACUGGGGCCCGAUGGAGGCGACCAUGAGACAGACGGAGAUCUGCUUGCUGAGACUGACGUACUGGCUUAUGACUGUGCUGCCAGGGAGAAAUACGCCAUGAUGUUUGAUGAGCCAGUGUUGCUUCAGUCAGGCUGGUGGUACGUAGCUUGGGCCCGAGUAUCAGGUCCUAGCAGUGACUGCGGAUCCCACGGACAAGCCACCAUCACUACUGAUGAUGGCGUGGUAUUCCAGUUCAAAAGCUCCAAGAAGUCAAACAAUGGAACAGACGUCAAUGCAGGGCAAAUACCUCAGCUGCUUUACAGGCUUCCUUCGAAUGAUGGCAAUGCAUCCAAAGGGAAACAGCAGACCAGCGAGCCGGUUCACAUCCUUAAGCGCUCUUUUGCUCGGACAGUGUCUGUGGAGUGCUUCGAGUCCCUUCUCAGCAUCCUCCACUGGAGCUGGACUACUUUAGUUCUGGGUGUGGAGGAACUGCGAGGCCUGAAGGGCUUUCAGUACACAGCUACCCUGCUAGACCUGGAGAGGUUGCGUUUUGUGGGCACCUGCUGCCUCCGCUUGCUCCGGGUCUACAUCUGUGAGAUAUUUCCCAUCGCUGCCAGCACCAAAGCUGUGGUGGAGGAGUCCAGCAAGCUGGCCGAAUGCGUGGGAAAGACACGCAGCCUGCUGAAAAAAAUCCUGUCCGAGAGCACGGAUAACUGCCUGACCAAGCUGGACAACGACCCGCAGGGCUACCUGUCCCAGCCACUAACACUGUUGGAAGCAGUGCUGCAGGAGUGCCACAACACCUUCACUGCUUGCUUUCACUCUUUCUACCCGACGCCGGCACUGCAGUGGGCUUGUCUCUGUGACUUGCUGAACUGUCUGGAUCAGGACAUCGCAGAAGCCAACUUUCGUACAUCCAGCAGCCGUCUACUGGCGGCCGUGAUGUCCGCUCUGUGCAACACAUCGGUCAAGCUGACGUCCAUUCUGCCCAUCGCGUACGACGGCGAGGUCCUGCUGCGCUCAUUGGUCAAGCAAGUCAGCACGGAAAAUGACUCGGCCCUCGCUCACCGCUUUCCCCUGCUCGUGGCCCAUAUGGAGAAGCUAAGCCAUACCGAGGAGAACCUGAUGGGAAUGACUAGCUUCAGGGAAGUCCUGGAGAAAAUGCUGGUGAUCGUAGUGCUUCCUGUGAGGAAGAGCUUGAGGAAAGAGGUGGAGCUCUUCUCUCCGCACCUGGUGUCCAACACUUGCGGCCUUUUGGCUUCCAUCGUCUCCGAGCUUACCGCCUCUGCCCUGGGCUCUGAGGUGGAUGGUCUGAACUCGCUUCACUCAGUGAAAGCGUCCCCCAACCGUUUCACAAAGACGAGCCAGGGCCGCAGUUGGAACACGGGCAACGGUUCCCCGGAUGCCAUCUGCAUGACCGUGGACAAGCCGGGCGUCGUCUUGGUGGGCGUCUGCGUGUACGGAGGCGGCGGAAUCCACGAGUAUGAACUGGAAGUGCUCGCCGACGAUGCACAGACCGAGCACCCGGGUGACUCCGCACACUCGCACAGGUGGACAUCUCUCGAGCUGGUAAAAGGGACGUAUAGCACCGAUGAUUCACCCAGUGAUAUUGCGGAGAUUCGCCUGGAUAAGGCAGUGCCACUCAAGGAAGGGGUAAAAUACGCUGUGCGAUUGCGCAACUACGGCAGCCGCACCGCAAACGGAGACGGCGGCAUGACCACGGUGCAAUGCUCCGACGGCGUGUCUUUCACCUUCAGCACUUGCAGCUUGAGUAGCAAUGGCACCAACCAGACUCGCGGACAGAUCCCUCAGAUUUUAUACUACAGGAGCGAAUAUGAUGGCGAUCUCCAGUCGCAGUUGUUGAGCAAAGCCAACGAAGAAGACAAAAACUGCAGCCGGGCGCUUUCUGUGGUCAGCGCGGUGGUCAGAGCGGCCAAGGACUUGCUUCACAGGGCUUUUGCCGUCGACGUGGAUGACAUCCCUGAGCUGCUAAGCUCUUCUAGCCUCUUCUCCAUGCUGCUUCCUCUUAUCCUAGCGUACAUUGGCCCUGUGGCUGCAUCUGUACCAAAGGCUGCUGUUGAGGUCUUCGGGCUGGUCCAAGAGCUGCUUCCCGCCGUUUCGGCCCUCAACCAAAAGUACGCGCCACCCACGUUCAACCCCAACCAAUCGACGGACAGCACGACUGGCAAUCAGCUGGAGCAGGGACUGUCCGCCUGCACCACGUCCAAUCAUUACUCCGUGAUCGAGAGCGAUCACCCUUACAAACAGGCUGGCGUCACACAAUACAAGGUCUCGUUCCCCGAUUGCGUACGAUGGACGAGCAUCGAGUUCGACCCGCAGUGUGGCACGGCUCAGCCUGAAGACGUCCUUCGCCUGCUCAUCCCCAGUCGCACUCUUCACCUGUCCUGUUUGGGCGGUAAACCUCUGGUCCAUGACACCAUCAACACCUGGACCGAGCUCAGGAAAUUUUCAGGCUCCACAGGCUGGCCGACUUCAGUGCUCGUGCUGCCGGGAAAUGAAGUCUUAUUUUCACUAGAAACGGCCUCUGAUUAUGUGAAGGAUGAAAAGGCAUCCUUCUAUGGCUUUAAAUGUGUGGCUGUGGGAUAUGAAUUCAAUCCAGGUCCUGAUGAGGGUAUCAUCCAGCUGGAGAAAGAGUUGGCGUACUUGGGUAGUGUGUGUGCUGCAGCGCUAAUGAAGAAAGACUUAGCGCUCCCCAUAGGCAAUGAGCUGGAGGAGGACCUAGAAAUCCUAGAGGAGGCUUCUCUUCAGGUCUGUAAAGCACACGCAGGGAUCCUGGGGAAGGGUCUUGCGCUGUCACAUCCCCCCAUCAUCCUGGAGGCCCUGGAAGGAAACCUGCCCUUGCACCUUCAAACCAACGAGCACUCCUUUCUUGAGGACUUCAUAACAUGUGUGCAGAACUCAAGCGGAGGACGUCUCGCAAGGUGGCUGCAACCAGACUCUUACGCCGACCCUCAGAAGACAUCUCUAAUCCUGAACAAAGAUGACAUACGCUGCGGUUGGCCUGCGACAAUUGUCGUACAGACCAAAGACCAAUACGGAGAUGUGGUGCAUGUUCCCAACAUGAAGGUGGAAGUCAAGGCCGUGCCUGUUUCUCAAAAGAAGUCGCUGCAGCCGGACAAUGUGAAAAAAUUGCAGCGAUUGACCGGAAGCUGCUCUCCGGUGUGUUCUGGGCCGGAUCUCACCUUCGGAGGUCUUCCGCCACCUAAGUUAGAGGCCACGUACGAGCCUAUGAUCGUGAAAGAAGCCCGCUACAUCGCCAUCACUAUGAUGAAGGCAUAUGAAAGCUAUUCUUUUGAGGAGCUACGUUUUGCUUCCCCUACUCCAAAGAGGCCAAGUGAGAACAUGCUGAUCCGUGCCAACACUGACGGAACAUACAGUGCCAACUGGACCCCAGGAGCAGUCGGACUCUAUACAAUCCACGUCACCAUUGAUGGAAUUGAAAUAGAUGCAGGUUUGGAAGUAGAAGUUAAGGACCCUCCCAAAGGCAUGAUACCACCCGGGACGCAGAUGGUCAAACCCAAGGCAGAGCCCCAACCCAGCAAGGUCCGCAAAUUUGUGUCCAAGGAUAGCGCAGGCCUUCGUGUGCGCAGUCACCCCUCCCUGCAGAGUGAACAAAUAGGCAUAGUGCAUGUCAAUGGCACAAUCACUUUCAUUGAUGAGAUUCACAAUGACGACGGCGUGUGGCUCAAGCUCAAUGACGAAACGGUGAAGAAGUACGUUCCAAGCAUGAACGGCUACACUGAGGCCUGGUGCCUUUCUUUUAACCAGCACCUGGGCAGGAGCCUUCUGGUCCCCGCUGACAGUGUCUUUAACGCUAGCCAUGGAGUCAGGGAUAUCGGCUUUUUGUCGUGGACCCCCUUAUCUGUAUUCCCGCCACAGGAGGUCAGGGGCCAGACGGAGGACUCCACAAAGGAGGUGAGCAGCUGCCCAUCCCUCGAAGCUCCCGCUCGGGUGCAGGGCGGGGCAGGGCAGGGCGGCGGACCGGGGCUUUAUAAGGUAGUGAAGACCGGCCCCUCUGGUCACAACAUCAGAAGCUGCCCAAACCUUAGGGGUAUCCCCAUUGGAAUGUUAGUACUUGGCAACAUGGUCAAGGCCAUAGGCGAGGUGGUCAACUCAGAGGGAACAUGGGUGCAGCUGGAUAAAAACAGUGUCGUGGAGUUCUGCGAAAGUGACGAGGGAGAGGCCUGGUCACUGGCAAGAGACCGCGGAGGUAACCAGUACCUUCGCCACGAUGAAGAGCAAGCGCUGCUUGAGCAUGGCGCCCAGACUCCGCCACCAAGCCCUUUCUCAGUGCAGGCCUUCAACAGAGCCGCAACGUCUAAUGGAGCUCAGGGUUUUGAUUAUGGACUCUCCAACAAUAAAGGUGACCGGCUGAGCGCCAUACUGAAUUCCAUUCAGUCUGGGCCCUUCGUCCCAGCAGCUCCCUCCUCAGUGUUUGAGCAAGCCACACAACCUCCCUCAUCUUCCUCCUCUUCCUCCUCUUCCUCCACUUCCUCCCUUGUCCACAGUCCAUUUGUGUUCGGACAGUCCCCCUCCCAAGUGUCUCAGCCGCAACCACAGCUUCUGAAUGAUUCACCACGCAACCUUGCUUCUCGCGAACGUGUGCGCAAAAGCGGCGUGGCCGCAGCCGGGCAUGCCACUGCUCUUUCAUCUCUCGCUCUGAGGCAAAAGGGUGAACGAGGAAACCUGAUGACCGGCGCACGAUCCAUGUCCCCGGCCUCCAAACACCAUCAAGAGAAUCGUUCACCCAAACAAGAGAGUCGAGGGAGAGUCAAAACGGGUCAAGAUGGAUCGCUCUCUGCCAGCGAAGCCCUCAUUCUGCGCUCCGACACGGCCAAACUGCGCUCCGAUUCUCACGGCCGUUCUCACUCACCGAAUCACAACACUCUGCAAGCGCUCAAAUCUGAAGUCAGAACAUCAGGACACCGGUCCGACUCGCCCAACGUCAGCUCUCGCUCCUCCUCGCCUAAACAAAAAGGAACGUCCUCUUCCGGCAGAUCCAGUCCUUCCAGCACCUCCUCUUCAACACAUCAUGACAAGAACAUCCAGCCGAAAGUUAGCCCGUCAUCCAAAGCCCGUCUAGAACCUCCUAGAGAGAGAUCCAAGUCUGAUUCCUACACUCUGGACCCGGACACUCUCAGGAAGAAGAAGAUUCCUCUUACGGAACCUAUACGAGGCAGAUCCACCUCCCCGAAACCAAAACUGUCUCCCAAAGAUCCAAACCAAGAAGUUAUCUGUAACACGGAGAACCGCGUUCCUUCCCCCCACGUGACCCAAGAGAACCUGCACAGCGAAGUGGUGGAGGUGUGUUCCUCAAGUACUCUUCUCUCAAACGAGGACACGAACGAUGAAAACGUAGAGGUGCAGGACUCCGAGGAGUCCUUGUGCAAGGUGCACUUUAGCAUCGGAAAGGCCCCGGUUAAGGAGGAGCUGGAGAGUCGUUCUUCGCCCAAAGUCAGCCGCAAAACCUCUAGUCGACACUCCCGGCCAAAGAAGGACAAAUCCGGACCCCUAUUCAAAGCGGAGAGCGCGCAACGGAUAUGCGAGCCCGCCAAACAGGCCAUGUCCCCAUCGGUUGCAGAAUGCUCCCGUGCGGUCUUCGCGGCGUUCCUCUGGCAUGAAGGUAUCGUCCACGACGCCAUGGCCUGUUCGUCCUUCCUCAAGUUCAACCCGGAUUUAACCAAAGAGCACGCUCCCAUACGCAGCUCUCUCGGAGGGCAGUGCGCCGAAGACAAGGAAAGCAAGCUGAAAAACCGCCACUCCUUGGAAAUUUCCUCCGCGCUUAACAUGUUUAACAUCGCUCCGCACGGACCGGACAUCUCCAAAAUGGGCAGCAUCAACAAAAACAAGGUUCUGUCCAUGUUAAAAGAACCGCCAUUGCCAGAAAAGUGCGAGGACGGAAAAUCGGACUCAGUUUCCUACGAGAUGACGGCCCAUCCCUCCAUGAGAGUGAAAUCUAUACUACCUCUUACGCUGCAGCACUUGGUUGCAUUCUGGGAGGAUAUCUCCUUGGCGACUAUUAAAGCCGCGACGCAAAACAUGAUCUUCCCCAGUCCGGGGUCAAGCGCCAUCUUAAAGAAGAAGGAGAAUGAAAAAGACAGCAAAAAGGCCAAGAAGGACAAGAAGAAGCGGGAAAAGGCGGAGGUUCGGCCACGGGGAAAUCUGUUUGGAGAGAUGGCGCAGCUCGCCAUGGGCGGACCGGAGAAGGACACAAUUUGUGAGCUGUGUGGAGAAUCUCAUCCUUACCCUGUCACUUACCAUAUGAGACAGGCUCACCCUGGCUGCGGUCGCUACGCUGGAGGCCAAGGUUACAACAGCAUCGGUCACUUCUGCGGUGGCUGGGCUGGCAACUGCGGGGACGGAGGCAUUGGAGGCAGCACCUGGUAUCUAGUGUGUGAUCGCUGCCGGGAGAAAUACCUGAGAGAGAAGCAGACUGCGGCCAGGGAGAAGGUGAAGCAGUCCAGAAAGAAGCCACUCCAGGUGAAGACACCGAGAGCCCUACCUACCAUGGAAGCCCACCAGGUGAUCCGGGCAAACGCUUUGUUCCUGCUGUCACUCAGCAGCGCCGCUGAGCCCAGCAUGCUGUGCCACCAUCCUCCCCGGCCGCUGCAUUCUCAGCUUCUCCCAAGCCUCAAGGAGGGCGUCUCGGCCGAACUUCCCAAUAAAAUGAGCUGUCUCUACCUACAAACACUCGCCAGGCAACACACAGAGAAUUUUGGAAGCUACCAAGACGACAAUCUCUUCCAAGAUGAGAUGAGGUACUUGCGGUCCACAUCGGUUCCUGCGCCCUACAUUUCCGUCACCCCCGACGCCUGCCCUAAUGUUUUUGAAGAACCGGAGAGCAACAUGAAGUCAAUGCCACCGAGUCUUGAGACCAGCCCCAUUACAGACAGCGACACAGCCAAGCGCACCGUAUUUCAGAGAUCUUACUCCGUUGUGGCCUCAGAGUACGACAAGCAACACUCGCCAUCUCCUGCUAGGGUCAAAGCCGUGCCCAGACGCAGAGUACACAGCGGCGAUGCCGAGGUGGGAUCCUCGCUGUUGCGCCACCCGUCUCCCGAGCUGUCCAGGUUGAUCACUGCCCACGGCUCCCUCAGCAAAGGGGAGAGGAACUUCCAGUGGCCCGUGUUGGCGUUUGUCAUCCAGCAUCACGAUUUGGAAGGCCUUGAAGUAGCCAUGCGGCAUGCACUGAGGAAGUCGGCGUGCAGGGUGUUUGCAAUGGAGGCGUUCAACUGGCUCCUGUGCAACGUGAUCCAGACAACCUCACUGCAUGACAUUCUGUGGCAUUUUGUAGCAUCGCUCACCCCGUCUCCCUUUGAACCCGAGGACGAGGAAGAAGACGAAAACAAGGGCAACAAGGAAAACCUCGAACAGGAUCGAGACCUAGGUGUUUGUGAGCACCCUCUGUCCGACAUCGUUAUCGCAGGGGAGGCGGCUCACCCGCUGCCUCAUACCUUCCACCGCCUCCUGCAGACCAUCUCAGACCUCAUGAUGUCACUUCCUAGUGGAAGCUCACUUCAACAAAUGGCGCUAAGAUGCUGGAGUCUGAAAUUCAAGCAAUCCGACCACCAGUUCUUGCAUCAGAGCAACGUAUUCCACCACAUCAACAACAUACUCUCCAAGUCUGACGACGGCGACAGCGAAGAAAGCUUCAACAUCAGCGUUCAGUCGGGCUACGAAGCCAUUAGCCAGGAUCUCUGCCUAGUGACCUGCCUGAAGGACCUGACCAGCGUGGUGGACAUCAAGACGUCCAGUCGUCCCGCCAUGAUCGGCAGCCUGACGGACGGCUCCACCGAGACCUUCUGGGAGUCCGGAGACGAAGACAAGAACAAAACAAAGAGCGUCACCAUCAGCUGCGUAAAAGGCAUCAAUGCCUCCAAUGUUUCUGUUCACGUGGACAACUCGAGAGACCUCGGGAAUAAAGUGACCUCAGUGACGUUCCUGUGUGGAAAGGCUAUAGAAGACCUUUGCAGGAUCAAGCAGGUCGACCUGGAUUCACGUCACAUGGGCUGGGUGACAAGUGAACUCCCCGGGGGUGAUCAUCAUGUCAUCAAGGUGGAGCUGAAAGGGCCUGAGAAUACCCUGAGGGUGCGUCAGGUGAAGGUCCUCGGCUGGAAGGAGGGGGACAGCAUAAAGAUCGCCGGGCAGAUCUCUGCCAGCAUGGCGCAGCAGAAGAACUGCGAGGGAGAAACGUUGCGCGUCUUUCGACUCAUCACUUCACAGGUGUUUGGGAAGCUUAUCUGUGGAGAUGCAGAGCCAACCCCCGAGCAGGAGGAGAAAAAUCUGCUUUCGUCUCCAGAAGGAGAGGAAAAGGUACCAUCAGACGCGGACCUCAAAGAGCACAUGGUCGGAAUCAUUUUCAGCAGGAGCAAACUGACCAACCUACAGAAACAGGUGUGCGCACACAUCGUCCAGGCCAUCCGCAUGGAGGCGACGCGCGUGAGAGAGGAGUGGGAACACGCCAUCUCCAGCAAGGAGAACGCAAAUUCCCAGCCCAGCGACGACGACGCCUCGUCGGACGCCUACUGCUUCGAGCUACUGUCCAUGGUGUUGGCGCUGAGCGGCUCCAAUGUGGGGCGUCAGUACCUCGCGCAACAGCUGACGCUGAUGCAGGACCUUUUCUCGCUGCUGCACACGGCUUCACCACGAGUGCAGAGACAGGUGACAUCAUUGCUCCGACGAGUCUUACCGGAGGUGACGCCGGUGCGACUUGCCAGCAUCAUUGGAGUGAAGUCCCUGCCGCCGGCGGACAUCAGCGACAUUAUCCACUCCACGGAGAAGGGCGACUGGAACAAGCUGGGCAUCCUAGACAUGUUCUUGGGCUGCAUUGCCAAAGCUCUCACUGUGCAACUGAAGGCCAAAGGGACUACUAUUGCUGGCACCGCCGGCAUGGCCGCCGGCAAAGGGGUGACUACUGUCACUCUGCCAAUGAUCUUUAAUUCCAGCUACAUCCGAAGAGGAGAGAGCCACUGGUGGAUGAAAGGCUCCACUCCGCCUCAGAUUGCAGAGAUCAUCAUCAAAUUGGUCAAAGACAUGGCAGGCGGUCACCUUUCAGACGCGUGGUCACGAGUCACCAAAAAUGCAAUCGCUGAGACUAUCAUAGCGCUCACCAAAAUGGAGGAGGAGCAUCGGUCGCCUGUGCGCUGCAUCGCAACCACUAGACUGUGGCUAGCGCUAGCUUCCCUGUGUGUGCUGGACCAAGACCAUGUGGACCGACUGUCUUCUGGUCGGUGGAUGGGCAAAGACGGACAACAGAAGCAGAUGCCAAUGUGCGACAACCACGAUGACGGCGAGACGGCGGCCAUCAUCCUUUGCAACAUGUGUGGCAACCUUUGCACCGACUGCGACCGCUUCCUCCACCUGCACCGACGCACGCGCUCUCACCAGAGACAGGUGUUUAAGGAGGAAGAAGAGGCCAUCAAGGUGGACCUCCACGAAGGUUGCGGUCGGACCAAGCUCUUCUGGCUGAUGGCUCUGGCUGACUCCAAAACAAUGAAGGCCAUGGUGGAGUUCAGAGAACACACAGGCAAGCCUGCAUCGAGCAGCUCGGAUGCGUGCAGGUUCUGCGGAACGAGGAAUGGAACCGAGCUGUCGGCGGUUGGAAGUGUCUGUUCUGACCCUGACUGUCAGGAAUAUUCCAAGCUGGCGUGCAGUAAGACGCACCCCUGCGGGCACCCGUGCGGUGGGGUCAAGAACGAGGAGUCUUGCCUUCCAUGCUUGCACGGCUGCGAUAAGAACACAGGCUGCUUAAAGCAAGACGCCGACGACAUGUGCAUGAUUUGUUUCACCGAGGCGCUCUCUGCUGCCCCUGCUGUACAGCUGGACUGCACUCACGUAUUCCACCUCCAAUGCACCCGGCGUGUUCUGGAAAACCGCUGGCUUGGUCCCCGCAUUACUUUUGGCUUCAUGUUGUGUCCAAUUUGCAAGAACAAGAUCAACCACUCCGUGAUCAAGGAUCUGCUGGAUCCUAUCAAGGAGCUUUACGAGGACGUGAGACGAAAAGCCUUGAUGAGGCUGGAGUACGAGGGUCUGCACAAGAGCGAGGCCAUAACCACGCCAGGCGCGCGCUUCCACAACGACCCGGCGGGCUUUGCCAUGAACAGAUACGCCUACUAUGUUUGCUACAAGUGCAAGAAGGCCUAUUUCGGGGGAGAGGCCCGUUGCGACGCAGAGGCAGGCCAAGGUGAUGACUAUGACCCCAGUGAGCUGAUUUGCGGCGCCUGCUCUGAUGUUUCCAGGGCUCAGAUGUGCUCCAAGCACGGCACGGACUUCCUGGAGUACAAAUGUCGCUACUGCUGCUCGGUGGCAGUCUUCUUUUGCUUCGGCACCACGCACUUCUGCAACGCCUGCCACGACGACUUCCAGAGGAUGACCAGCGUCCCCAAGGAGGAGUUGCCGCAUUGCCCCGCAGGUCCCAAAGGCAAGCAGCUGGAGGGCACCGAAUGUCCGCUGCACGUGGUCCACCCGCCAACGGGCGAGGAGUUUGCUUUAGGCUGCGGCGUAUGCAGGAACGCGCACACCUUCUAACCAAGAGUUCCGCCAUCGGGAACUACUGUCGUCCACUGUGAUCUCCGGCCUGCUGGUUGCUGAAGCGCAUUCAGCAUGCGAAGCUCGGCUCCUCCCCGCAGGAAACGCGUGCAGAUUCCCGGGCUCGCCGAGAGCCCUCGGGGUCCUCUCUUACCGACCCGGGGUCCACUUUGGAUUCUUUGGGAUACCUGAGCGGGAAAGAAGACGAACAAUGACUCCGAAAUAUAUACAGUAUAUACAUAAUAGAAGAAAAUAACCUGUGGCGUGUUUGCAUGCGGCUGUCGAACUUCCCCGUUGCGCACCUUCUGCAACCAAAUGAAAGACGCGUCUGGGUUAUUAAAAAAAAAAAAAAUGAAAGGGACAGGCCGUAUUUCCAGCUUCUUAAUUAUUAUACAUUUAAAAUGUUGUUGUAUGUAAAACAUUUUUCGUAAUCUUGUACAGUAUUCUCCAACUGUCAAGUGCGUAAAAAAAAAAAAGGUGGUCAGUGAGACUGUUAUAAGAAUAUCGUUUGGAAGGAAAAUAGUGUACGAUUUAUCUAAUCUUGUAUAUAAUGCUACUAUUCAAAUGAGCUGUAUUCUCAAAGUUGCUACUUUUCACUUCACUUUUCUUUGAUAUAUUCUGGGUUAUGUUUUGAGCCAGAACUGUUAAUGAAGUGCAAUACUGGGCGUGCCUCCUGUUUUGCAGCUGUUUAAAGAAAAACAAAAUACAAAAAAAAAACUAUGGAAUGUAUGUCAAUAAAGCCACUGUACAUUUUUAUAAA
Messenger RNA from Corythoichthys intestinalis (scribbled pipefish), 15513 nucleotides. RefSeq names its product MYC binding protein 2 (gene mycbp2). The transcript is spliced from 85 exons. NCBI's taxonomy places the organism in Eukaryota, Metazoa, Chordata, Actinopteri, Syngnathiformes, Syngnathidae. Gene Ontology annotation, biological process: regulation of synaptic assembly at neuromuscular junction; axon guidance. The record is from RefSeq and is a predicted model, not a curated record. Gene Ontology annotation, cellular component: nucleus; plasma membrane. Gene Ontology annotation, molecular function: ubiquitin protein ligase activity. The coding region runs from base 393 to 14753 and encodes 4786 amino acids.